AUGGGCAUAAAAGAACCGGAAACAAACGACGAGCCCCGGAAAAAGAAGAGCCGAAAAGAGAAGAAGAGCGUAGAAGCCGGGCCCCCGUUUGAAGAGAAAUGCUCCGAGACAAUUUCCAAGGUGACUGCAAAGCCGACGGUGGAGAACCUGCUGGAGUUGAAGGGGCUGAUGCAGGAGGCGAAAGAUGAUGAAUCCUCAAGGGACAUCGUACGGGCCGGCUUCAAGCUGCCUCUCGUCGCCGCGCUAAUGACCCACUACAAUGCACGGCUUACACCGCUCGAUCUGGCCAUCUACGACGUCAUUUCGGCUGCCGAGAAUCUCUGCAACGUUGAUUUUAACAGCUGGAGCCCGUUGGUGUUUGGCGACAAGUCGGCCGACAACUACAAAAGCCUGCAGAAGCUGGGCACGAAUUUGCACAGCCGGGUGAAGCCAGCACAGGUCCUCGAAUAUUUCGAUGCCAAAGAUGUCUGGACCACGAUUUUGCACAUGCAUCAGAAAAACUGGACCAACGAGACGAUGUAUGACGAGCGAUUCAUGCUGCGACUGUUGUCCAACUUGCUGGGCCCGGGCUCGGAGAUGCCCCGCCAGCAAUUCGUCGAAUCGAACGCCCUCUCCCUAGCUAUUGUAGCGACGUCGAGCCGAGACGCGAAUACACGAAAAGCGGCGUAUUUCGUUUUGCAAAGAUUUCUCUCGCUGCUCAACGCGUUGGCCAUCGAAACCUUCGACGCGAAGGAGGUGCUGGUCUUUGUGUUGCGCCUCUUCAAGCAGUCCGUCGAACAAGAGGGGCAGCAUGUGCCCAACGUGAUCACCCAAUAUCUGGCCCGUGUGGUGAAGCUGGCGCUCAGGCCUGACCAGGAUGCCUUCCCGGCCGUCAUGUCGUAUUUGUUCCAGAAUGCCGGCCACAAACUGUUGCUCGAUUCGGUCCCCGAUCUGCCGAGCCUUCUCUUUUCUACGUCUACCCUCAAGCACAAGGAAGAGCGCAACUUCAUCCUCGACGUCAUCCGUUUUGGCUGUUGCGAGCACAUCGAUUUUGAGAUUAUUAAGCGACGGGGUGUGCUUGCUUCAAUUCUGAGCAUCUUCUCUUCACCACUGACGGAUCAGAAGGCCCGCACGGCCAUCCUGGACACAUUGAAGCGGAUUGUACAGCUAAAAAAGGCGGCGCAUGACCUCAUCCACAAUCAUGGUCUGGCCGUGUGGAUCGCGCUUCAGAUGCAGAACACCGGAGUCACGAAAUUCGAGGCCGGCUUUCUGGGAGAGAUCUUCAUGUUGGCGCUCGAAACGGACGCGGAAGCCGGCAAAUUGUUGGACGUGCGGAUAGCGGGGAAGAAGAUUCUCGCCUCGAUGAACGUGUUGGUAAACGAGAAGGAUGUGCAGGCAACUGGACGGAUCGAGGAGCUGCUUUCCCAA
Messenger RNA from Mesorhabditis spiculigera, 1407 nucleotides. Lineage: Eukaryota; Metazoa; Nematoda; Chromadorea; Rhabditida; Rhabditidae. The record is from the annotation of a GenBank genome assembly.